Messenger RNA from Gamsiella multidivaricata, 580 nucleotides. RefSeq lists its product as uncharacterized. The record is from RefSeq and is a predicted model, not a curated record. NCBI's taxonomy places the organism in Eukaryota, Fungi, Mortierellomycota, Mortierellomycetes, Mortierellales, Mortierellaceae. The transcript has a single exon. The coding region runs from base 309 to 578 and encodes 89 amino acids.
GAAUGAACUCCGGAUGCACCUCCAGGUUAAAGUUGAAAAACAAAUCGCAAGUGCCUUAUUUGCCCGAAUGAUGUAUUCACGCAGGGAGAGAAAUCUAAACUGACCUAUAUAGGCUGCAUGAGUGCUCUACCAGGAGCAUCGUGUCAAAUCAACGCCAUCCGAAAGUCCUAGAGGUCCAUGUUGACGAGUGUCAGCACAGUGGUCGAAGGUCAAAUCUGAGGUCAAGGAUUUCGCUCUCCUUGCAUGUCGCUUGUUUGAGCCUACGUACAACGCAGUGUUUUUGCGUCGACAGCGCUAUCCAAUAUACUAUGGAAGUGCAGCAUCUCUUCUUUUUGUUGUUUUUAUUUAUCUUUCUUUUGAUGCCAACUGCAAUGUUAGACGAAAAAAAAAAGGUACCAUGUCUUCAAUUUGACUGCGACGAGCUUGGUAUCAGAAGGGUUUGCGGUUCAAAAUGUAAGACCUCACCAAAGGGAUUUGGGUUCGCUGUGGUCCAAUCGAGCCAGGAAUCAACAACAAUUGCCGCGGUUUACCGCAACUCAUCAACGGCAAAGCAUUCGUCCUCUUGCCUAAGUACAUAGAA